AUGCCUUCAUGCAAAUCAAAGCAAGGUUUUCGAUUCCACCCCAUCGAUGAAGAGUUGAUGAAGUAUCUCAACAAUUUUGUGCUCCACGGAAUUUUUCCACCUAGAGAUUUUAUUAAUGUAGCAGAUCUAUUUGAAGACUCGGAGCCAUGGGAGAUUAUGGUGGGUUCGGCGGAGAAAACACGCUACUUUCUUUCGCGCUUGAAGAGAUUGAAGAAUUCAACCAAAAAGCAAAGCCAAAGAAGUGAUCCAAUUAGAGAUGGAUCAAAAAAGAAUAUCACAAUUGGAUAUAAGAGUAGUUUAAAGUAUGUAAAUGAUAUAGAAAAAGAUGCUAAGUUGCUCAUGAAAGAAUAUUUAUUGCCGGAUCAUGAGUACAAGAAAAGUAGCAAAGACAAGGAUAUAUACGUCAUCUGCAAAAUCAAAGAGGUGAAAAAAAGAAUAAAGGGGUUAGAUGGAGGAAGAAGUUGA
This is a messenger RNA of Capsicum annuum, 465 nucleotides long. RefSeq names its product NAC domain-containing protein 78-like. NCBI's taxonomy places the organism in Eukaryota, Viridiplantae, Streptophyta, Magnoliopsida, Solanales, Solanaceae. The record is from RefSeq and is a predicted model, not a curated record. The transcript has a single exon. Gene Ontology annotation, molecular function: DNA binding. Gene Ontology annotation, biological process: regulation of DNA-templated transcription. Bases 1 to 465 code for a protein of 154 amino acids.